AUGAGUCUCAACAUGGCACCUAUUAUCAACUCCAAUGGAAUGCCAUUGUUCAACAGUCAUCCAUCCUCUCCUUCAUCGACACCAUCAUCAUUCUCAGAGGAUCCACUACUAAAGAAGGAUGAUACCAGUGAGCCAACUUCGCCCAACAACGACACACCAAAGAAGGCUGGCCGCAGAAAGAUCAAGAUCGAGUUCAUCGACGAUAAGAGCAGACGACACAUCACCUUCUCCAAGAGAAAGGCAGGCAUCAUGAAGAAAGCCUACGAGCUGAGCACACUCACCGGCACCCAGGUGCUGCUCCUGGUCGCCUCGGAGACCGGACAUGUAUAUACGUUCGCCACCUCGAAGCUCCAGCCGCUCAUCACUCGACCAGAGGGCAAGAACCUCAUCCAAUCAUGUCUCAACACACCAGAUCUGCCUGCAUCGCCGCCAAUGCAGUCCACGCCAUCAAGUGCAUCCAACCUCCAAGUCAACACACCAAGAAUGGCCGGCCAGGUGGGCAUCCCACAGCAGGCAUUAGAGCAACCAUCACAACUUGCCGCUGUCCAACAGCAGCAAGCUCAACAACAAGCACAGCAACAACAACAACAACAACAACAACAACAACAGCAACAGCAACAGCAACAACAGCAACAGCCUCAGUCCUACCCAGACACUCUGCUAAUGCCGACAUAUCCCGACGCCCUCUACCAGACCGACACAUCAGACAAGGACGACCGCAGGUCUGGCGCCAUGGGAAUGUCGGCCAAGGACUCCAAGGUGCCCUACAUCAACGCUGCAGGCAACAUCGACCUUGUUGGCUACGGCGCGAACAGCUACACAGGCAACAACAUGAUACCGGGAUCAAUGGGCUAUUACCCGUCGGCGGUGCCCAAUCCUCGUGGCUAUACAAUGGGCAACCCCAACGGAAGCGCUUCAUCAUCACCAACCUCGCCCACCCAGUACACCUAUCCGCAGCAUUCAAUCAUUGGACAAUAUCCAUCGCAAUGA
This is a messenger RNA of Acytostelium subglobosum LB1, 990 nucleotides long. RefSeq lists its product as hypothetical. Lineage: Eukaryota; Evosea; Eumycetozoa; Acytosteliales; Acytosteliaceae. The transcript has a single exon. Gene Ontology annotation, molecular function: RNA polymerase II cis-regulatory region sequence-specific DNA binding; DNA-binding transcription factor activity, RNA polymerase II-specific; protein dimerization activity. Gene Ontology annotation, biological process: positive regulation of transcription by RNA polymerase II. Bases 1 to 990 code for a protein of 329 amino acids. The record is from RefSeq and is a predicted model, not a curated record.